AUGGAUUCAUUUCGUUCGACACUCUUCACCACACUCUUCACCAUACUCUUCACCACACUCUUCACCAUACUCUUCACCAUACUCUUCACCUUACUCUUCACCAUACUCUUCACCUUACUCUUCACCACACUCUUCACCAUACUCUUCACCAUACUCUUCAUACUCUUCACCAUACUCUUCACCAUACUCUUCACCAUACUCUUCAUACUCUUCACCAUACUCUUCAUACUCUUCACCAUACUCUUCACCAUACUAUUCACCACAUUCUUCACCAUACUCUUCACCAUACUAUUCACCACACUCUUCACCACACUCUUCACCAUACUCUUCACCAUACUCUUCACCACACUCUUCACCACACUCUUCACCAUACUCUUCAUACUCUUCACCAUACUCAUCACCAUGCUCUUCACCUGA
Molecule: messenger RNA, 417 nt
Organism: Patiria miniata (bat star)
Lineage: Eukaryota; Metazoa; Echinodermata; Asteroidea; Valvatida; Asterinidae
Product: NADH-ubiquinone oxidoreductase chain 5-like
Exons: 1
Coding region: 1-417 (138 amino acids)
Source: RefSeq, a predicted model, not a curated record